Messenger RNA from Cynara cardunculus var. scolymus (artichoke), 858 nucleotides. RefSeq names its product membrane-anchored ubiquitin-fold protein 3-like. The record is from RefSeq and is a predicted model, not a curated record. Lineage: Eukaryota; Viridiplantae; Streptophyta; Magnoliopsida; Asterales; Asteraceae. The transcript has 3 exons. Bases 298 to 648 code for a protein of 116 amino acids. Gene Ontology annotation, molecular function: protein binding.
UCUGUGUCAAGAAACCUUUUUAUUCUCUCAAAAUUCUGCAUCCUUUGUUUCAAAACCUCACUAUUUAUGCAUCUACUGAAAUCUCUCUCUCUCUCUCUAAAAUCUAACUCCAUUCUUCUGGUUUAAUUCCAUCACCACUUCCUCUUUCCAAGCUCAAAUCCAUUGAUAUCAACAAAACCCUCAUUGAUUUCUGUGAUAUUUCAUCUGGGUUUUCACUUGAUUCAUCAAGAAGCUGAGAUUUCCAGUUCUUUUUGUGAAAAAUUCAAGUGGGUUUAUGAGAUUUUGAGGGUUUCUCUAAUGGCUUCUGAAGAUUUGAUUCAAGUCAAAUUCAGGUUAGCUGAUGGCAGUGAUAUUGGGCCAAGCAAAUACAGUCCUACCACCACUGUGGGAUCUUUGAAAGAGAUGAUGCUUUCACAAUGGCCCCAAGAAAACGGGCCUAAGACCAUAAAUGAUUUGAAGCUCAUAAAUGCCGGAAAGAUUUUGGAGAAUGAUAAAACGCUUGCUGAGUCGAGGUCUCCGGUGAGUGAAGUUCCCGGAGGUAUUAUCACUAUGCUUGCCGUUGUGCGCCCUCCUAUGCCAGACAAAAACAACGAGAAGUUGCAAGACGGCUCCCCGAAACAGACCAGCUGCCCAUGCAUGAUUCUGUAACCAGACCGGAAGACUAAUCGGGCUUCUUUAGGCUCGUGUUACGUGGAUUACGAAGUGGAAUUCGGGUGUUUUUUUGAGGUUGCUUAUAAAAGAAAUUUGAUCCUUUUGAUUUUAGAUGUUUAAUCGGAACUUUGACUUGAAAUAUACAAGCUUUUAAGAUAACUAAAGACGUGUCUUUUUGGCAAAACAGGUCUCUCAAGAUAAUUUAAG